CGGCAGAGAGAGAGGCAGUUAUGCCAGAGAGAGAGGCAGUUACGGCAGAGAGAGAGGCAGUUACGGCAGAGAGAGAUGCAGUUAUUACGGCAGAGAGUGAGGCAGUUACGGCAGAGAGAGAGGAAAUUGAGGCAGAGAGAGCAGAGAGAGGGGCAGGUACGGCAGAGAGAGGGGCAGGUACGGCAGAGAGAGGGGCAGGUA
This is a messenger RNA of Carcharodon carcharias (great white shark), 201 nucleotides long. Its product is annotated as trichohyalin-like. The record is from RefSeq and is a predicted model, not a curated record. NCBI's taxonomy places the organism in Eukaryota, Metazoa, Chordata, Chondrichthyes, Lamniformes, Lamnidae. The transcript is spliced from 3 exons. The annotation marks the transcript as partial.